Messenger RNA from Cannabis sativa, 1237 nucleotides. RefSeq names its product peroxidase 66. Bases 77 to 1051 code for a protein of 324 amino acids. The transcript is spliced from 3 exons. Gene Ontology annotation, molecular function: peroxidase activity; heme binding. Gene Ontology annotation, biological process: hydrogen peroxide catabolic process; response to oxidative stress. Gene Ontology annotation, cellular component: plant-type cell wall; plasmodesma. The record is from RefSeq and is a predicted model, not a curated record. Lineage: Eukaryota; Viridiplantae; Streptophyta; Magnoliopsida; Rosales; Cannabaceae.
GAAUGUUAAAAUUCAUCAACUGAUCUCGACAACUUCUGUUUUUGUUGUCUUUUCUCUCUCUUUUUCUAUUGAUCAAAUGGCAACCUUUUCACCAAAAACUACUAUCUUCUAUCUUACAACUCUACUUUUAAUUACUACAGUUCCACAAUCAAAAGCAGCUUUAAACGCAAAUUAUUACAGCCAAACAUGUCCACAAGCUGAGAAAAUCAUUCUACAGACAGUCUAUAACGCCUCCAUAUUCGAUCCCAAAGUUCCAGCUCGACUCCUUAGGAUGUUCUUCCACGACUGUUUCAUUAGGGGAUGUGAUGCGUCUGUAUUACUAGACUCAACAGCAGAGAACCAAGCAGAGAAAGAUGGACCUCCCAAUCUUUCUCUUGCAGCAUUUUAUGUCAUCGAUGAUGCUAAAGCUAAACUUGAAGCUGCAUGUCCUCAAACCGUUUCCUGUGCUGAUGUAGUUGCCAUUGCUGCCAGAGAUGUAGUAACCAUAUCUGGGGGCCCUUACUGGAAUGUCCUAAAGGGAAGAAAAGAUGGAAGAGUUUCGAAAGCUUCAGAAACCGUAAACUUACCAGCUCCAACCUUCAACAUGUCUCAGCUAGUUCAAAGCUUUUCCAACAGAGGUUUAGGAAUUAAAGAUUUGGUUGCUCUGUCUGGGGGACACACUCUCGGCUUUUCGCACUGUUCUUCCUUCGAAUCACGGCUACGUAACUUUAGCGUGUCCCAUGAUAUUGAUCCUAGUUUGAGCGUUGAAUUCGCUCAACAGCUCAGGCAGAAAUGUCCAAAGCCAAACAAUGACAUAACCGCAGGACAGUUUUUGGACUCAACUUCGUCCAGCUUCGACAACGAUUAUUACAAGAGAUUGAUCCAAGGCAAAGCUGUGUUUGGUUCGGACCAAGCUUUGGGUGGUGAUCUGAGGACUAAGUCGAUUGUUGAAUCGUUUGCCAGUGACCAAAGUUUGUUCUUUAGAGAGUUCGCGGCUUCCAUGGUCAAACUUGGAAAUGUUGGGGUCAUUGAAAACGGAGAAGUUAGAGUGAAAUGCCGUGUGGCCAAUUAGAGAUUGAGUAUAAGAGAAGGGGACUGCUCUUACGAAAAACAAGGUUUCUUUUUGUUGUGGGAGAGACUAAUAAGAGUGGUUUUAUUAAUUAAUAAUCGGAUUAUUGGUUGUUUAUAUGAUUAAUUGAUGUUGAUGUAUAAGAAGUUCGGAAUUGAAUAAGAAUGUAAUAAUAACAUAUGUUUAUUA